This is a messenger RNA of Chironomus riparius, 1307 nucleotides long. The record is from the annotation of a GenBank genome assembly. Lineage: Eukaryota; Metazoa; Arthropoda; Insecta; Diptera; Chironomidae.
CUUGAGUGCAGCAGUCGAUGAUGAAAAGUAAUGAUUAAAGCAACCAAAAUUGUUAUUAGGAAAAUUUUAUUUUUCAUUUUAACAUCAAAUCUCGAUCCUUUUGGUUCAUUUUCUGUGUGAUUCUUCAAUUCUAAUUUUGGAAGUAGGACAGUGGAUAAAAAUAGUCACGAUGGAUCACUUUGAGGAUUUCUUGAGAAUGGAAAUUAAUGUGAACCAAGCGAUUCAGUAUCAAUUCUACCAGUAUGAACGAUUGCUUGGAGCACUAUCAACAUUUUUCGGACCGACUUUCUUGUACUUAUAUGCUAUUCCGAUUUUAUCAGCACUAAACACGAAGCUUUAUAAGAAAUUAAUGAUUUCAUUACUUGCAAGUGACUUUCUCAAUGCAUUAUUAAAAUGGAUAUUAAAUGAAGAUCGACCAUAUUGGUUUAUUCAGGAAGCAAAAGGAUAUACAGACUUAACAAGACCAAUCCUAUAUCAGACAGAUCGCACAUGUGAAACAUCGGGCGGAUCACCAUCAGGCCACAUGAUGCUGUCAUCAUGUUUUAUGUUCGUGUUACAUGAUGAAAUCAACGAACUAAUCGACAAUAAUGUCUCACAAUCUUAUAGAAUACAGCUGAGAAUACUCAACAGAUUUAUAGUCAUUGCCACGUUAACCUUAGUCGCAAUCUCACGAAUGUUUUUCUCCGCACACUUUUUACAUCAAUGCAUUUUAGGAUGUGUAAUUGGAAUAAUUGUAUCAAAAUUGGCAUCAGCCGAGAUAUACACAGACAAUAUACUCAAGUUUCGUAAACGUGACUGGCUAAAGAUUGCUAUUGCUAUGACAAUAUCUGUUGUUACAAUUUAUUGGGGACAUAAAGUUAUUUCGGGAAACCCUAUGAAGACUGUUCAUCUCGCAUUUAAACAUUGCUCAAAUCCAUUAUUUCCCAGUCCUGAGACAACUGUUGUUUUUUCUGCUUUACGAUGUAUUGCCUUGACAUGUGGAUUGAUGCUUAAUGCUCCGUUAGAUACAAGGGCUCUUCAAUUAAACUUCAAACGAAGCAUACUCGUGACACCUGUGCUCAUUGCAAUUCAAUCAUAUGUCAUAUCAAACACACCAAAAACAUACAAGAUAAUUGUAUUCUAUAGCUAUACAUUUGUCACGUACGCACUGUUUCAGUUCCUUUACAUUUUUAUAAUUUCCAAAUAUUGCGUCAGAAAAGACCCCAAAAAGGACAAAGAGAAUUAAAAAAAUUAUUGUGAUAACUCGUUAUAGUCAAAUUGAAAAUUAUUGUAACAGAUAGAAAAUAUUUAAAUAAACUUAUCAAAAC